AUCACUUCUCCUAUCGCCAUAGACACAUCGUCCAGUUGAGACAAGUGGUGGACAGGGCGACAUUCCCAUUCCCUCGUGUCUCUCAUCUGAGUACAUUGACUCGCCUCUCAAGAGGUGAUCAUCAGCUCUUUAUACCUGGUCACAGGUACAACCCAUUCCGGGCAUCCCAAGCCCUUUCCAUAUCUAUCUAUUUUAUCCCCGAACGAUAAGCUCCUUUGGCGCGGGCAUCCUACGAGCCCACAAGGCCGCGCGAGCUCGGCCAUAUACAAUAAUAGCAAAGGAGAAGAGCACCUUCUUCUCAACGUAACACUAGCUCUACCUCUCCAGCGCCCCUCACCAUGUCCGGCAUCGACGGCUCUGCACCGAUCGAAAAGGCGGGCGAUCCCUCUCGCCAGCCGUCUACCGAGGGCGAUUCAAGCUCAUCAGGUGGAACGCUUGCCGAAGAGGUUCACGGCCAUGGCGAUGAUUCAGCUUCGAAGGGUCAGAUCGGUAUGAAACGAUCAGCUCAUUCCUCGCUCGAUCACGUCGCUGAACUCGGCGAGAACCGAGUGUCGGUCAGGCGUGGAAAGGAAGAGUUUGCAGCUCUCGAACGACGAUUCUCAAACCUUUCACAACGUUCUGGCGAACUUCAACGGUCGACUACUCGGGCGUCGAAUCGUUCGGCGGCCCUACGUGGUUUCUCCAAACCUACCAAGGUUCAAACCAAUGCGUCUGCUAUGAGCGAUGCCGAGGCGGCUCAACGAGCUGAGGACGACAAGGAGGAAUUCGACCUCGCCGGUGUGCUUCAUCAAGGUCGCAACGCCAGUGACCAAGCUGGUAUCAAACACAAACAGGUCGGUGUGGUCUGGCAAGAUCUUGAAGUCGUCGGUGCCGGUGGGCUCAAGAUCAAUAUCCGAACUUUUCCCAAUGCAGUCAUUGAGCAAUUCAUGAUGCCCGUGGUCAAGCUCUUGGGUGUCUUUGGACUCAAACUCUUCGCACCAUCUCCCAAAACUAUCCUGCACAAGAACUCUGGUGUCCUCAAACCGGGUGAGAUGUGUUUGGUCCUCGGUCGACCGGGCUCUGGUUGCUCCACCUUUCUGAAGAGUAUCACGAAUCAACGUGAAGAGUUCAUGGAGGUCAACGGAGAUGUCAAUUACGCCGGUGUUGGCUGGAAGGAGAUGCGCAAGUACUACGCGGGAGAGGUAGUGUACAAUCAAGAAGACGAUGACCAUCUUCCCACCUUGACGGUCGGCCAGACUAUCCGAUUCGCCCUUGAGACUAAGAUGCCCAAGAAGCGAAUUCCCGGAGUCACCGACAAGCAAUUCAAGGAUGAAGUCUUGGACUUGCUGCUCUCCAUGCUCAACAUCAAGCAUACCGUCAACACGGUCGUCGGAAAUGCCUUUGUUCGAGGUGUCUCGGGAGGAGAACGCAAGCGAGUUUCCAUCGCCGAAAUGUUUUGUUCCAAUGCCUGUGUCGCAUCAUGGGAUAACUCGACCCGAGGUCUGGACGCCUCGACAGCUUUGGACUAUGCCAAAUCUCUGCGUCUCUUGACGGACAUUAUGAACAUGACCACAUUUGUCUCACUCUACCAAGCUGGUGAAGGUAUCUACAAGCAAUUCGAUAAAGUCCUCGUCCUCAACGAAAGCCACGUUGUCUACUUUGGCCCUGCUGAUCAGGCCAGACAGUACAUGAUCGGUCUCGGAUACAAGGAUCUGCCUCGACAGACCACUGCAGACUACCUCUCAGGAUGCACCGAUCCCAAUGAGCGACAGUUCGCCGAAGGCAAAGAUGCCGAUUCUGUGCCCUCCACCGCAGAGCGAAUGGAAGAAGCAUAUCUUCGGUCGGACAUCUACCAAAAGAUGAUGCAGGACAAGGACGAAUACCUCAGGGCCAGUCAAGAAGCUGUCGGACCUAGACAAGAGUUUGAGCAGGCUGUCAGAGAGCAGAAACACCGAGGUGUCGGCAAGAAAUCGCCAUAUACUAUCUCCUUCAUGGCACAGGCAUUGGCCAUCGCUAAGCGACAGACCAUCCUCAAGUUCCAAGACAGGUUUGGCAUCUACACUGGUUACGCAACAUCCAUCAUCAUCGCUCUAAUCGUCGGUUCCGUGUAUUUCCAACUUCCUGAUGCCGCGUCUGGAGCCUUCACUCGAGGUGGUCUGCUCUUCUUGGGUCUUUUGUUCAACGCCUUGACGUCGUUCUCUGAAUUGCCCAGUCAAAUGAUGGGAAGGCCAAUUCUCUACCGUCAAGUUGGUUAUCGAUUCUAUCGACCUGCUGCAUUUGCCGUCGCUGCCGUCGCCGCUGACGUUCCUUACAACUUUACCAAUAUUUUUGUCUUCUCCAUCAUCCUGUACUUCAUGGGUGGACUGUACCCGUCUGCUGGAGCCUACUUUAUCUUCCUCUUGGCGGUGUUCACCACCUUUAUGGUCAUGGCUGGGUUCUUUAGAUCCCUGGGUGUCGCCACAAAGGACUACAAUGUGGCCGCUCGUCUCGCUUCGGUCCUCAUCUCCAUCAUGGUCACAUACACUGGUUACAUGAUCCCCGUAUUCACCAUGAAACGAUGGCUCUUCUGGCUCUACUAUCUCAAUCCAUUGUCUUACGGGUACGAGAUGAUCUUUGCGAACGAGUUCAGUCGGAUCAACCUCAAAUGCGAUUCGACCUAUGUCAUCCCUAGAAACAUCCCUGAACUUGGCAUUGAAGGAUACCCGGACAACGUUGGACCCAAUCAACUCUGUUCAUUGUUUGGCAGUGGUGUCGGACAGAACAGUGUCAGCGGUGAUGCUUAUAUGUACGCUGGAUAUCACUACAGGAAAGACCACAUUUGGCGAAACUAUGGAAUUCUUCUCGGAUUUUUCUGCUUCUUCAUGUUCCUCCAGAUGCUCUUCAUCGAAAUCAUGUCUCACGGUGCGAACCACCUGGCUAUCACCGUGUUCAAGAAGGAAGACAAGGAGACGAAGAAGCUCAACGAGAGACUCGCAGAACGACGAGACGCCUUCCGACGAGGAGAGUUGGACCAAGACUUGUCAGAACUCAAGAUGGAGCCUCAGCCUUUCACUUGGGAGGAUGUGAACUACCACGUUCCAGUUCCUGGCGGACAGAGGCAAUUGCUGAAAAACGUUUCUGGUUAUGUCAAACCUGGAAGUUUGACGGCUUUGAUGGGCGCCUCGGGUGCUGGAAAGACAACUUUGCUCGACGUGCUUGCGGAUCGAAAGAACAUCGGCGUUGUAUCUGGAGACAUUCUUAUGAACGGCAGACCUAUCGGCAGAGACUUCCAACGAGGUUGUGGAUAUGCUGAACAGCUCGACACACAUGAAUGGACCACGACUGUCCGAGAGGCAUUCCGUUUCUCGGCCGAUCUGCGUCAGCCCCAACACGUUCCCCGACAGGAGAAGUACGACUACGUCGAAGACAUUAUCGAAUUGCUCGAACUCCAAGAUUUGGCAGAUGCAAUGAUUGGGUUCGUCGGAUUCGGCCUGUCCGUUGAAGCUAGAAAACGAGUCACGAUCGGUGUCGAACUCGCUGCCAAGCCUGAACUCUUGCUCUUCCUUGACGAACCGACAUCUGGUCUUGACGGCCAAUCGGCUUACAACAUUGUUCGAUUCUUGCGAAAGCUCACUGCCGCUGGUCAAAAGAUCCUAUGUACCAUCCAUCAGCCCAACGCCUUGCUGUUCCAAUCGUUCGACAGGUUGUUAUUGCUUCAACGCGGCGGUGAGACGGUCUACUUUGGCGAUAUCGGUCCGGACUCCAAAGUCUUGAUCGAUUACCUCGAGCGGAAUGGUGCUCCGGUGCCUUCCGACGCUAACCCUGCUGAAUUUAUGCUUGAAGCUAUCGGAGCUGGUUCUCGAAAACGAAUGGGUGGUGGAGAUUGGCAUAAGAAAUGGGUCGAGUCUCCCGAGCACAAGGCUACUGUGGAGGAGAUUCACAAGCUCCGAGACGAGGCGUUGGCCAAGCCUGUGGAGAAGAAUGACAACCGGACAGAGUACGCGACGUCCUUCUGGUUCCAACUCAAGGUGGUCCUUGCGAGAACCAAUGUGGCUCUGUGGAGAAAUGCCGAUUACCAGUGGACUCGACUGUUCGCUCACAUUGCCAUUGCAUUGACGGUCACUCUAACUUUCCUGCAAUUGAACGACUCGCUCGCCGCCUUGCAGUACCGAGUCUUUGCCAUCUUCUUCGCGACCAUUCUGCCCGCUUUAGUUCUGGCUCAGAUCGAACCUCAAUACAUCAUGUCCAGGAUGACCUUUAACCGAGAAGCUUCCUCGAAAAUGUACUCCUCCACCAUCUUUGCGCUCACUCAGCUCUUGGCCGAGAUGCCAUACUCUCUGUUAUGCGCUACAGCCUUCUUCCUCCUGCUGUACUUUGGUGUCGGUUUCCCUUACGAAUCGUACCGAUCGGGAUAUUUCUUCAUCAUGAUUCUGUUUGUGGAAAUCUACGCCGUCACGUUGGGUCAAGCCGUCGCGGCUCUUUCGCCUUCCAUCAUCAUUGCCGCGCUGUUCAACCCAUUCUUGCUGGUCAUUCUCACCCUGUUCUGUGGUGUCACGGCGCCACCUGGAACGCUGCCUUACUUCUGGAGAGUCUGGAUGUACCAGCUAGAUCCAUUCACGCGUCUUAUCAGCGGUCUCGUCUCCACUGUGCUCUACAACCAGCCUGUCGUUUGUCGAGAGGGAGAAUUCAACAUCUUCCCUCCACCUGAUGGACAGAAUUGUGGCACUUACGCUGGAGCAUUCGCAGACGCUACUGGAGGAUACAUCAACAAUCCCAACUCGAAUACUGAUUGUGAAUACUGUCAGUACCGAGUCGGUCAGUCCUUCUACAAUAAUCUGGAGAUCAGCUAUGGUACACGAUGGAGAGACUUUGGUAUCUUUGUUGCCUAUUCUGCCUUUAACAUCCUAGUCCUUUUGUUGUCUGCUCGAUUCCUGAGAUGGCAAAAGAGAUAGACGCCCGUCAUCGACAUUCUUUGAUUCCACAUAGAUUCUGUUCUGCCAUGUUUAACCCUUAUUUAAUACUUUUCAAAUCUCAUGUAUGCAGAGUCUCAUGUCCUUAGUAG
Kockovaella imperatae is the source of this 5020-nucleotide messenger RNA. Its product is annotated as ABC-2 type transporter-domain-containing protein. Gene Ontology annotation, cellular component: membrane. Gene Ontology annotation, molecular function: ATP binding; ATP hydrolysis activity; ABC-type transporter activity. The record is from RefSeq and is a predicted model, not a curated record. The transcript is spliced from 12 exons. Gene Ontology annotation, biological process: transmembrane transport. NCBI's taxonomy places the organism in Eukaryota, Fungi, Basidiomycota, Tremellomycetes, Tremellales, Cuniculitremaceae. Bases 339 to 4910 code for a protein of 1523 amino acids.